Grus americana (Whooping crane) is the source of this 769-nucleotide messenger RNA. It is a transcript of the gene RGS13, whose product is annotated as regulator of G protein signaling 13. The record is from RefSeq and is a predicted model, not a curated record. Lineage: Eukaryota; Metazoa; Chordata; Aves; Gruiformes; Gruidae. The coding region runs from base 98 to 589 and encodes 163 amino acids. The transcript is spliced from 5 exons.
AAAACAGGUCGAGGAAUUUGGAAAGUUACCCCUACAAAUGCAACUACUAAAUGAAACUUUUUAACCAGGGGAAACAAUCCAAGAAGAGUUUCUGAGAAUGAGUCUGAAUACUUGUUGGCUUUGCAAGAUAUUCAGAGCAGAAGAAAAUGGGAUCAGUUCUAAGGUGUCUUUGGACGAAGUGCUACAAUGGUCCCAGUCUUUUGAAAAGCUGAUAACAAGUAAAUAUGGGCCUAUGAUCUACAAGACCUACUUAAAGACAGAGCACAGCGAUGAAAAUAUAGAGUUCUGGCUUGCUUGCGAAGCUUAUAAGAAGAUCACAUCACAGAGGAAAAGGAUUUCCAUGGCCAGGAAACUUUUUACAAGUUACAUUGAACCCCAUGCUCCCAACGAGAUUAACAUUGACAGUCCUGCAAGGAAAACGAUUAUAAGGAAUAUUCAAGAGCCAACACAGUCCUGUUUUGAUGAAGCACAGAGAAUAAUUUACAUGCACAUGGAAAGAGAUUCUUAUCCAAGAUUUCUUGAAUCAAAGUUCUAUCAAAAACUCAAACGCAGCCUUCAAACUAAUGGCGAUAAUUCAAUGGUAAAUUAAAGAGGAAGGUUGAAAAUUUAGAAAGGUUUCUUCUGGCAUGUAAGUGUUCAAGAUUGAAAGUAGACAGGAGAAAUCAGACAGUAGACAAAUAUUAUUACAAAUCUGCUAAACGGUUCUGUUUGUUAGAAUUGAUGAGGCCCUAUCUUCCCCCUUCCCUUUCUUUUCCCAUGGAAGAGUUCU